AUGGCUGGAGUACCACAAGUGAAUGCAGCUUUCGACUCAUCAGCCGAACAAGCCCCUGCGCUCACACCUGCCGACCACGCAAGAAUGUUGCGAGAGAGAGUGGAACGUGACUCACGCGAUGGAGACGCAUGGCUAGGAUUGAUAGAAGAUGCUGCAGCAAGAGCCGAUUUGGACGCCUUACGAAAGACGUACGAAGAAUUCUUUGUCAUCUUUCCAAACGCUGCAAGACAAUGGCAAGAUUAUGCUUCCGUUGAAUUAUCUCAUUCAGAAUUUGCAAAUGUGGAAAGUAUCUUUACACGUUGUUUACGUACAACACCAUCAACCGAUCUAUGGCAAUUCUACCUAUCGUAUACUCGUCGGGUGAAUCCUUUGCCGCCUUCAGCAGGACAAAAAGCAGCAAAUGAAGCGGAAAGUGAACGUGAAAAAGUGCGAAAAGUGAUUGAGGGAGCAUACGAAUUUGCAUUACGAUUCAUCGGACAAAGUCGUGAUUCUGGUGAAGUGUGGAGGGAUUAUAUCAAUUUGCUCAAAGAACGUGAAACAUCAAAUCAAUGGCAAGCAGGACAAAAGAUGGAUGAUAUUAGACGUGCUUAUCAACGUGCAGUUGCUGUUCCAUUGGCAAUCGUUGAACAAAUUUGGCGUGAAUAUGAUGCAUAUGAAAACGGAUUAAACAGAAUCACAGCAAAGAAAUUCUUGGCAGAUCGUUCACCUGCUUAUAUGACAGCAAGAAGUGUAUUUAGGGAGAUGCGCACAUUGACAGAUGGGUUGUACAGACCACAAUUGCCACGAGUACCUUGCUGGGCAACACCGCCAAGUCUUGAAGCUGUUGUUUCGCCUUUGACGGUGGUAAGGGAUCGACACAAUAUUGAACUGUGGAAGAAGUAUCUACGAUGGGAAGAGAGCAACCCAUCACAACUGGAAGACGUCCAAGCCUUGCAAGCUCGUGUACUUUUGGCUUAUCGCAAGAGUGUGAUGCACAUGCGUUUCUAUCCGGAGCUGUGGUAUAUGGCAUCGAUCUACCUGCAAAAGUGUGACAGGGAGGAAGAAGCGGUUACGUGGUUGAGAAAUGGAAUGGAAGCAUGUGCUGGAAGUUCGUUGCUAUCCUUUGCCUUUGUCGAACAAGCUGAAAGACAUAGCCAAACACAAGGAUGCAAUGAAAUCUUUGAUCAACUACUAAAUUGGAUCCAUACAGAAAUCGAAAAAUUAAACGAACAACUGGAAGCAAAGAUUAAAACAAUCGAUGAAGAAGCUGAAAGAGAAAAAGCCGAAGUAGCAGCCAGGAAGCGAGAUGAAGGAGCUGCAGAUGCGAUCGAAGGAGAAGAGCGAGAAGAAUUACGCAAGAUGGAAGAAAGGCGAGAAGAACGUAGAAGUGGAGAAAGGGAACGUAUACGACCGAAGAUUGAAGAAAUGAAAGAAUAUGCAUCUUUGGUUUGGAUCAAACAUAUGCAUUUCGCACGAAGAAGCGAAGGACAAAAGCCUUCUCGUACCAUCUUUGCACGUGCACGAAAAAGCAAAUACUGUACUUGGCAAAUCUUCGAAGCGAAUGCAUUGAUGGAGUAUCAUACAAACAAGGAUGUCACUGUGGCCACAAAAGUGUUUGAACUGGCUUUAAAGACGUAUGGAAGCGAUGAAGCAUUCGUCGUACGUUAUUUGGAUUUCUUGUUGGCUAUAAAUGACGACAACAAUGCUCGUGCCUUAUUCGAAAGAACGGUUGGCAAUUUCACACCUGAUCGUGCAAGACCGAUUUGGGAUCGAUGGUCACAGUACGAAUACAGCUUUGGCGAUUCAGCAUCGAUUGCAAAGGUCGAAGAAAGACUUUCACAAGUGUACCCAGAAGAGAACGCAACGAAACGAUUGAUGAAUAGGAAUACAUAUAUGGAUUUGGAUAUCGUUGGACCGCGUGAUUUGGGUGUGAGAAGAUUGGCAGGAUCGGCUGGAGGAGGUGCAAGUGCGGCAGAAAGAGCAACGAUUGCUUCCCGUGAAUUGGCACAAGAGAUGGAAGGUACCUCCGUUAUCGGAGCACCAACUGGACCAAGGGCAGAUGCGUUGCAUUCAAUCGCUGAAGAGCCAAUGAUGAAACGACCAAGGCUCAAUUCAACUACACCACCUCCUUCCACGCAUUACCGUGGAGGCGUCAGCGGUGCUCCAUUGGGUCCUCGCGGUCCACAAUAUUUAGAGUUACCGGAUGGUGUAAUGUAUCUGCUGGAUGCUUUACCAAAUGCUUCCUUCUUUGAUGGACCACUCUUUCCGGCUGAGAGUAUAAUUGAUUCACUACUGAAUGCAAAUGUACCUGCAGCCACUGACUUCUUUGCCAAACAAAGAAAUGGACCUAUGCAAAAUGCUGGUGGAAGAGGUGGAAGAAGAGGCGGACCUGGUCGUGGAGGAAGGCGGUUUUAGAUAAAUCAAUUGUAUUCAUACACAUGCUCUUUAAUACAAUACAUUCAAUG
Messenger RNA from Meira miltonrushii, 2444 nucleotides. Its product is annotated as Suf-domain-containing protein. Bases 1 to 2394 code for a protein of 797 amino acids. Lineage: Eukaryota; Fungi; Basidiomycota; Exobasidiomycetes; Exobasidiales; Brachybasidiaceae. The transcript is spliced from 2 exons. Gene Ontology annotation, biological process: mRNA 3'-end processing. Gene Ontology annotation, cellular component: nucleus. The record is from RefSeq and is a predicted model, not a curated record. Gene Ontology annotation, molecular function: protein binding; mRNA binding.